Messenger RNA from Trametes versicolor FP-101664 SS1, 1439 nucleotides. RefSeq lists its product as uncharacterized. The record is from RefSeq and is a predicted model, not a curated record. The coding region runs from base 460 to 1353 and encodes 297 amino acids. Lineage: Eukaryota; Fungi; Basidiomycota; Agaricomycetes; Polyporales; Polyporaceae. The transcript is spliced from 2 exons.
CACUUUUGCUGUCAGCUCCGUCUUUCCCUGCAUCGCGCCUUUUCCCCCCCAGUAGGCUCACCAGUAUAUCUGACAGCUCUUUUGAAGGAGAAAGCCUGCUACAGCGCAGAAGCGAUCACGCAGUGGGCGCCGCUGUGUAUGUGCGCGGCUGCGUUCAGGCUAGCACUGCGUGUGUCGCAGCCUUGAGCUUGCGUCGCCAAUAGGCAGUGUCAGUAGUGCCUUGUACUCGUGUUCAACGGCGACGAAGUGCUCUAUAUUUCGCUAGGCUCUUGCUCUCACGUCGCAUCGAAUUCGAAGCCAGAGCCUUCGAGAUGUCCCAUGGCGGUGUGUACAAGCAACGAGGCGGCGCUUCCUACUGCAUCACAUCAGGAUGAUUAGUAUAUAAUUCGCAGCAGCCGUUCACGUUCACGACCUGCAGAGCCUACGCCUUGCGCUCGCACCGACGUCGCAUUGAUCAGUAUGGAGUUCUUUGCGUCGCUGCUCGCUUCCAGCGCGUCUGCUUCGUCGUCCGACGCUGCCACGCUCGCCUCCCAGUCCUGCGCCCUCAUCAGCGACGUGCUCGAGUCCUCCAAGCUCAACACCGCGUCGUAUCCCCUCUCGACUGCGAAGUUCGCAAGAUACCUGCGGGAGCAGCACAUCGCCCCGUCGCUCCCCCUCAAAUGUGUCGAGACGUUCAAGGACACCUCGCCCGCAAGCGCUGUUGUGCAGGCGACGCAGGGGGUCCUGGGGCACCAGUUCACCGUCAUUACCGUCCUCCUUCCCCGCAAGCGCAAGACGCACAUCAAGGUGGACUACUGGGCCACGCCGCCCUCUGGGUCCGACUCGCAAUUGGUGGUCCGUCUCAGCGACGACCACGACUCGCUCACUCCGCACUGCACCCGCAUCUCGUGCAUCUCCGCCCCGCCCCCCUCCGCCGGCAGCAUCCCGUGCGGCGCGGCGCCGACCCUCGCCACGCUUGCGGAGUUGUUGAUCAUCGCGCACGGACGCCUCGCCGUGCGGCAAUACCACGUACUCGGGUACAACUGCAUGUGGAUGACGGACAUGCUCUUCUACACGCUCGCCUCGCGGCACGCCGCGCACUGGCUCACGGGCAGCCAGACCCCCGAGGCGCCGAUCAAGCGGUACCUGCGCAGCAGGAGCGGGGCAUUCGACACCGCGAUCGCGUGCGCCGCGCCGGACGAGGCGACGCAGUGGUGGCUUGCGCUGGUAGGGAAGGCGGUGCGCGCGAUCGAGGUGGCGGUCACCCAUGAAUGUGGGGAGGGAAGGUACGUGAUGCACGACAUGGAGGUCUCCAGUUGGGUCGAGGAGUUGGACAGGGGGAUGGAGAAGGCUAGCUCCAUGCAUGGCUCAUGAGGACGUCGAGUAGAUAUGUGGUGCAUUUUGUUAUAUACUUUACGUGGGAAGUGUGGGUGUACACAGAUACUCUAUAUGUUCUUUCU